AUGGUGUUCUCAAGGCUGUCCUCAUGGCUCCCUGUGAGCCUCCCCAGGCUGUGGUUGUGGUCAACUGCUCUGGUCCUGGCCCUGGGCCUUCUCCAGCUGACCCGGCUGCUGGCCAGGAGGCAGAGACUGCUCCGAGCUCUGGACAGCUUCCCUGGACCACCUAUCCAUUGGCUCUUUGGGCAUGCCAAAGAGAUUAAAGACGGAGGAGGCCUGGACAAGAUGAUGUCAUGGGCCAAUACUUACCCCUCUGCCCACCCUCUGUGGUUUGGGAGAUUUGUUGGUUUUCUGAACAUAUAUGACCCUGACUAUGCCAAGGCUGUGUAUAGCCGAGGAGACCCUAAGGCCUGGGAUGUGUACAGUUUCUUCAUACCAUGGAUUGGGAAUGGGCUAUUGGUCCUAGAAGGGCCCAAGUGGUUCCAACACCGGAAAUUGCUCACACCUGCUUUCCACAAUGAAGUGCUGAAAUCCUAUGUGAGCCUGUUUGCAGAAUCCACCUAUGCCAUGCUGGACAAGUGGAAGGAGAAGAUUUGUGUGAAUAAGUGUGUGGAGAUCUUCGAUGAUGUGGGCUUCAUGGCUCUGGACACCCUGAUGAAAUGCAUGUUUGGGAAGACAAACAAAGGCCAAACACAGAGUGACAUCGACUAUUACCUGGCUAUCGCUGACCUCACCCUGUUGAUGCAAGAACGUAUCCAGACCUUCCAGUAUCAUAAUGAUUUCCUCUACUGGCUCACACCCCAUGGGCGUAACUUUCUGAGGGCCUGCAAGAUUGCCCAUGACCACACAGACAAAGUGAUCAGGGAAAGAAAAGCUGUCCUGAAGCGGGAGGAGCUGGAGAAGACACAGAAGAAGAGACAUUUGAAUUUCCUGGACAUGCUCCUUGGAAUCAAGCAUGAGAACAAGACCAACUUGUCAGAAGUGGACCUACGGGCUGAAGUGGACACAUUCUUGUUUGCAGGCCAUGACACCACCACCAGCAGUAUCUCCUGGUUCCUGUACUGCAUGGCCCUCUACCCAGAGCACCAGUACCUCUGUCGGAAGGAGAUCCAGGAAAUCCUACAGGGUCGUGACACUGUCCAGUGGGAAGAUCUGGCGAAAAUGACCUAUCUCACUCUGUGCAUCAAAGAGAGCUUCCGCCUCUAUCCCACCGUGCCCCAGGUGUACCGCCAGCUCAGCAAGCCUGUUGCCUUCGUAGAUGGGAGAUCACUGCCUGCAGGAAGCCUGAUUUCUUUGCACAUUUAUGCUCUCCACAGGAACCCCACUGUAUGGACUGACCCCGAGGUAUUUGACCCCCAGCGUUUCACUCCCGAGAAUUCCUCAGGACGCCAUCCCUUUGCCUUCAUGCCCUUCUCAGCUGGGCCCAGAAACUGCAUUGGGCAGCAGUUUGCCAUGAUAGAGAUGAAGGUGGUCACAGCCCUCUGCCUACUACACUUUGAAUUCUCUACAGACCCCACUCAGCCACCCAUCAAGCAGCUACAGCUGGUUCUGCGUUCUAAGAAUGGCAUUCACCUCAACCUGAAGAGACUGACCUAG
Trichosurus vulpecula (common brushtail) is the source of this 1530-nucleotide messenger RNA. Its product is annotated as cytochrome P450 4B1. Bases 1 to 1530 code for a protein of 509 amino acids. Lineage: Eukaryota; Metazoa; Chordata; Mammalia; Diprotodontia; Phalangeridae. The record is from RefSeq and is a predicted model, not a curated record. Gene Ontology annotation, molecular function: iron ion binding; monooxygenase activity; oxidoreductase activity, acting on paired donors, with incorporation or reduction of molecular oxygen. The transcript is spliced from 12 exons.